UAUGAACAAAGUUCUCAGAUUCUUCAUUAUUUUAUGGAAGAUAGCUUUCGAUUUGCUGUCUGAUCUUUUAGCGUAUUUUAAAGUCAACCUCAUAACCUUAAAUAUUAAAACUCUUUGCUCAAACAUCUCCAAAGAGGCUUCCAGCGAUUUAUUGAGUAAUGAUUAUCUAAUUGAAAAUCUGAAUUAUCUCUUUAAAUACAAUACGGAUAGAAUUGAAAAUCCCUGUUCAUCCAGAUUAUUUGCUAAAAUAUGGAUAAGUGGCCUAUUAGAGCAGAGAGCUCGAGUAAAGAACUACAUUAUGGCAAAUCCAAGUGUUCGUAAAGUUCCUCUAAACAGACCUGUAUUCAUUAUAACGCUUAUCAGAACUGGUAGCACAUUUUUACACUGUCUUCUGGAAAAUGAUCAUAGAUGGAAAUGUCCAAAGCUAUGGGAACUAGAAGAUUUCGCUCCGCCUCCAGGCGAUAAAAACGAUCAAGUGAGAAUUAAGAGAUGUCAAUUAAAAUGGGAAUUUGCAGCGGCGAUUAUGGGCUGGGAUGAAAUAAAAAGGACUCAUAAUUUUGAUCCUGAAAAACCUGAAGAUUUUCUAUUGCUUUAUCACAUGGAUAUGAAAUUUCCUAUACCUAUGAAUAAUACUAUGCUAAGCAAAGAAUAUACUAAUUUCAUAAGGAAUAGAAAUAAAAAAGUGACAAAAAUUUAUGAUGAAAACCUAAAGACAAAUUUGCAAGUCCUAUGCAAAAAUAGUGAUAUGAUUAAUAGAAGAUUAAUGGGUAUGUUGCACGUUUCGUCUGCCAAUUUGGAAACUCUAUUAGAGACUUUUCCCGAUGCUCAAAUUAUUACGAUACAUAGAGAUUCGGUAAGCCUUGUAAAGUCGGCAUGCACUUUACAUCACCUGAAUUCAAAAAGUUGCCAUAGGUAUUUUAAUGAUGAUAAACUAGGAACAGGUAUGAGAAUUAUGGACAUCUUAAAUCAUGAUAGUAAAAAACUAGUUGAAUGGAGAAUGAAUGCCAGUUUAUAUCAUAAAGAAUAUCCUAGAUUCGUUGAUAUCUAUUUUGACGAUUUAGUUAAGCAACCUAUGGAAACCGUAAAUUAUAUUUAUCAACAUUUAGGAAUGGAUAUGAUCCCUGAAGUCUGGCAAGCAAUGUCCAAUUAUUUAGCGACUCACAAGAACUCAAAGAGUAAUCCGACAGUGCUAGGGGAAUACGGUCUCAGCGAGAGCAAUAUAAAGCAGACCCUGAGAACCUAUUCGGAAUUUUUUAAGGUGAAGGACAAAUGUUGA
This is a messenger RNA of Dimorphilus gyrociliatus, 1276 nucleotides long. NCBI's taxonomy places the organism in Eukaryota, Metazoa, Annelida, Polychaeta, Dinophilidae. The record is from the annotation of a GenBank genome assembly.